AUGAUAGUUGGUGAAAAUGGAUUUGGUGGCAUAGGAGUUUGGGUAGCAAGUGUUGGAAUUGGUGGUACACCGUAUACACAUUUGGGAAAUUGUUUAUUUGCCGUUUCCAAAAAUGAAAAUUCUGGUUUUAAAGGUAAUAUGCAAUAUUUUGAAAGAUUCCCAAAAGGUGCUUUAAAUGGGAUGGAAUCCUCGCCAAAUGGGUUCAAUACUUCCCCGAGUUUUGAGGAUUCUGAGAAUUAUCCUGUCCGGGUCUUGAUUAAAAAUGGAGAAUUGGAGGAAGGACUAAGAACGCAGCUCAAAUCAUGGAAAUUCUGGAUUCGUCUGGAGCCGUUAUUGAUGAACAAUGUAAAUGCUUUGAUUGGUGGUUAUUGCAAAUCAGGGGAUAUAAAAGAAGCCUGGUUGGUUUUGGAUCGCAUGAGUGUUGCUCCAAAUGCUGAUACUUAUGAUACAAUUUUUCAUAGCUUCUAUGAUAGGGAAAUUGAAGCAAGCCAUGGAAGUACCUGA
Messenger RNA from Sphenostylis stenocarpa, 504 nucleotides. Lineage: Eukaryota; Viridiplantae; Streptophyta; Magnoliopsida; Fabales; Fabaceae. The record is from the annotation of a GenBank genome assembly.